AUGCCAUUCCCGAUGCCCAUUAUGGAGGAACAGCAAUUGGCAGGUAAUUGUUAUUUCAUUACGCUUGAUUUAAGAAUGGGUUACCAUCAAAUUGAAAUGGACGAAGAUUCAAAGAAAUACACCGCUUUCGUCACCACCGAUGGUCAUUACGAGUUUAAUAGAAUGUCAUUCGGAUUAGUAAAUGCCCCAGCGAUGUUCCAAUCGGUGAUGAAUAGGGUAAUUGCAAAGAUGUCUCCUGGCGAAAUAAUGGUAUAUCUCGACGACGUUAUUAUUUCAAGUACGACGAUUGAAGAGGGUUUAAAACGCUUAAGUAAGUUCCUUAAUAUAUUACGCGGUUACAAACUGACGCUACGUUUAGCAAAGUGCCAAUUCUUAGCGACGCAAGUUUUGCACUUGGGUCACAUAAUCGGCAAAAAUGAUUGGUUGUACACCAUGCAGAUUCAGGACGAAAACCUGCGCGAAAUAAUAUCGAUUCUAAAGGGCGACGUUAAAUCUCCUAACGAUGAUAUACUACGUAAAGAAUAUUGUUUACAAAAACAUCGGUUAUAUCGACGAGAAGCAGAUGGUUUAAAAUUUGUUGUUCCGAAAUACGUACGCUGGCGUGUUGUCCAGCUAUGUCAUGACCGCAUGGGUCACUUCGCAUUGGAAAAAACGAUUGAACGUAUUCGGCAGAAUUUUUGGUUUGCAAAAAUUAGGAAAGCAGUUCGAGAUACGAAAACGGCGCAUGUAAUCAAUGCCAUAAACGAUUUAACUACUUACUUUGGGUUACCAUCUAAAAUUGUAACGGAUAGGGGUACCGCCUUUACCUCUAAAGUUUUUGAAUCAUAUUGCAACGACAACGGAAUCCAUCAUAUCAAAACAGCCGUGCGUACACCACGUGCUAACGGUCCAAAUGAACUUAUCUUCGAUUUUGAUCUUCGAAACAUAGUGCACAAUGAACUCAUAGCCGCCGUGAACGAUGACACACAUGAUAACGUAAACCAAACAACGAUGGCUGAAAAACGAAUACUGACAGCGGAAAAUAUUGCACGAGAGCGUCAAGUGGAAAACACGAUUUGA
This is a messenger RNA of Teleopsis dalmanni, 1059 nucleotides long. RefSeq lists its product as uncharacterized. The record is from RefSeq and is a predicted model, not a curated record. NCBI's taxonomy places the organism in Eukaryota, Metazoa, Arthropoda, Insecta, Diptera, Diopsidae. The transcript is spliced from 3 exons. The coding region runs from base 1 to 1059 and encodes 352 amino acids. Gene Ontology annotation, molecular function: nucleic acid binding. Gene Ontology annotation, biological process: DNA integration.